Molecule: messenger RNA, 1110 nt
Organism: Lizanozyma spartinae
Lineage: Eukaryota; Fungi; Ascomycota; Pichiomycetes; Serinales; Debaryomycetaceae
Gene: HMO1
Product: Hmo1p
Exons: 1
Coding region: 1-1110 (369 amino acids)
Biological process (GO): regulation of gene expression
Cellular component (GO): nucleus
Source: RefSeq, a predicted model, not a curated record
AUGACUGAUUUAAAAGCAUCAAAGGAUACUCUUGUGGCUUCAUUGUUCGAACUCAGCAAGGCCGCUCAGGAAGCGGCCAAUGCUACCGUCAACUUCUAUAAGGCGGUAGAAGAAACUGGUGCAUCAGGCACUGUUGACCCUGUUAUUACUACUUUGACUUCAAGCCUGCUUGCAAGUCUCGCUACUACACUUCAACAAUUCACCACCAAUGCUACCAAACCCCCUCCUAAACCUCGGAGUCGUAAGAGGGCCCAUCCUGAAAACGAAGAGACUGUCAAAGUCACGUCUGAGGUUACAGAAUCUGCCCCUGUUGCACCUGCUGCACCUGUUGCUACUCCAGUUGAUAAAAGUUCGAUUUCAAGCGAUUCCAGCACUACCAUGAGCACCACCACCGCCAAUACUGAAGCUAAACCUGCUCCAAAGGCCCGUAAACCAAGAGCAAAGAAAGUCGUCGUUGCUGAAGCAGCAACCGAAGAGACUCCAUCAUUACCACCUACCUCUGACGAAAAGCCAGUUGCUGAAGAUGAAGCGGAACCAGAAGCAAAACCAAAGAAGAAGAGAGUUAAGAGGGAACGUGAUCCUAACGAGCCCAAGAAACCUUUGACCAUUUUCUUCAAGUAUUCCAUUGCUUUGAGAGAAAAGCUCAGACAAGAACGUCAGAAGCAAGGUCUUCCAAACUUAUCAGCUAUUGAAGUCAAUGACUUUAUUACAAAGGAAUGGGAAGCUGUUGAGCCACUGGUCAAAGCACAAAUGCAAAAGGAAUAUGCUGAUGAAAUGAAGGGUUACCAUGUCCGUAAGGAAGAAUAUGUUGCCACCAAAGCUGCCACUGAAACGGCAGAAGCAGCAGCAGCAGCAGCAGCAGCAGCAACCGAGAAUAAUCCAGAGUAUGACGUGAUUGUUCAAGAGCCUGGUGAAGAACCUCGGGUUGAGACUGACGUAGCAAAGGAGUUACCUGAUAGUACUGUUGCCACUGAUAUUGAAGAAGUGGAGGUCCCUACAAAGGAGAAGAAGAACAAGGAAAAGGCUAAGGAAAAGAAGAAGAAGACUGAAAAGACUGAAAAGAAGAAGAAGACUGAAAAGUCUGAAAAGAAGAAGAAGACAGAAAAGUAA